ACUCAUGCUGCCUCCUUGCCCGGAUGUUUGACCCACAGCACAAAGCAGCUACCUUCAGGUGUGGGGUCCGCCAGUGCAGAAGGAGGUUGGAUGUGGAUGGACCCAGCCUGGGAUGGAUCCCCGGGGCCUCUGCCUGGCACAGUCAAUGUCCGGGUACGGGAGCUGAGCUGGCAGGGCCAGCACAACCCCUCCCCACACAGCAAGGGCUUCGGCAGCCAUGGGAGCAUCCACAGGGAGCAGCUAAUGAAGGAGCACCUGUCUCCUGCCCGACUGCAGGCCCUGGCCCAGGUGGAUGACCUCCAAAUGGUGCGGGUGCUGGAGAUGUGUGUGGACACCCGUGAAAACAGCCUGGGGAACUUUGGAGUGCACCUCCCCAACCUGAGCCAGCUGAAGCUGAGUGGCAGCCGCCUCGCCUCCCUCAGAGACCUAGGCACCUCUCUGGGCUGCCUGCAGGUGCUGUGGUUGGCCCGCUGCGGUCUGACUGACCUAGACGGCAUUGGCUCCCUCCCGGCGCUGAAGGAACUCUACGUCUCCUACAACAACAUCUCGGAGCUGAGCCCACUGUGCAUGCUGGAGCAGCUGGAGGUGCUGGACCUGGAGGGCAACAGCGUGGAUGACCUGGGGCAGGUGCGAUACCUGCAGCUGUGCCCGCGCCUGGCCACGCUCACGCUGGAGGGCAAUCUGGUGUGCCUGAGGCCAGCCCCCGGCCCUUCCAACAAGGCAUUCCAAGGCUACAACUACAGGGCAGAGGUGAGGAAGCUCAUCCCCCAGCUGCAUACCCUUGACGAGAUACCUGUCACACACACCAACCUGCCAGACACCCAGAAGCUGAACCAGGACUGGUUCAUGGUGAAGGAAGCCAUCAAAGAGAGCAGCCUGCUGGACAGUCUCCUGCCCCGGCUAGAUCACUCCCCCGGAGCCACCCUGCGGAAACUUGACCCAGUGCUGCCCCUGGCAGAGACCCCGCCCUGGUCCCUGUCUCUGCUGGUCCCGGGGGGACCCCUGCCUGAAGACCUGCUUCCUGAGGACCCAGCCCCAGGAGACCAUGCCAGCAACCUCACCCAUGGUGCCUGGCAAGUCCUCUGUGGGAACCCCACCAAAGGCCUGCGAGAACGUAGACACCAGUGCCAGGUACAUCCUCCCCACACCCCCAGUACCCUCCCCCAUAGGAAGGUGUCACAGAAGAAAGGGGCUGAAGCUCCGAAGGACCCCCUGAAGGCCCCUGGAGAACAAGAGGACCUGUUUGAGCCCCAGACCUCCCCCAGCCCUCCAAGCCUGACCUCAGGGCUUUCCAGGACCUUGUGCUGUCACCUGAUCCCUUCUCCUCCCAAGUACCCAAUGCCACCUAAUUCAGACCACAGCUCCCCCGGGGCAUCAGACCUGCCCUUCAGGGGGCGCAGGCUCCGAGCCCUGGGCAGUAUGGGCCCCACCCCCGUUGAGAGGCCUGGCCUGGGUGAAAGGCUGGCUACAGCCACUGCCCUGAGAGCCCUGGAGGUGUCCUCAGGCCCCGGCCCUCGAAUCCAGGGGUGUCCAGACACAAACCCAAUAACAGAUCCAGCAGCCAGGCCACCAGGUCUCUGCUGUCUACCUCAUCUAAAUCCUAUCCCUCCAGCCCAUUCCCACCCUUAGUCCCCCCCACCCUGCCCCACUGAUGGGCUUGCCUCAGUAGGAGCUGAGAGGUGCCCAGAAGAUCUUGAGACCACCACCAGGAUUCUGGCCUCAGCAUCUAGUGGACGUGGGGAUGGGAGGUGAGCCUGGUGCUGGAGAGGCCCCUCUUGGCGGAGUGACGUCCAGGACUUGGGACAGCCAGGGCAUCCGAGUUCAGACCCCAGGUUAGGUUUGAGGGGAGGCCCAGCUCCCCACCCCUCCUAGCCCACUCGCCCUCCCAGGGGCCUGGGGCAGAGGGGCAGGCCUUGCCAGUGAGGAGUGGACGGGCUGCAGCAGCUGGACUCUGCAGGUCCCCCAGGCUCUGUGGGACCUUCUUUGUUGCCCACGGUCCAAGAUGCUCACCCUAGACCUCCAAGGGCACACCUAGCACUCGGGAAAUGGUUCUGUCCUCUUGUAACAGUCAAAUCACUUUCGACUCUCAGGUGUUCAGAAAUGCUGUUUACUUUGUAGGCAAAGUUGGUUCAAUAAAUUAUGCAGCUGGUACUGCC
Dipodomys spectabilis (banner-tailed kangaroo rat) is the source of this 2156-nucleotide messenger RNA. RefSeq names its product leucine rich repeat containing 56 (gene Lrrc56). The transcript is spliced from 11 exons. Gene Ontology annotation, molecular function: protein binding. The record is from RefSeq and is a predicted model, not a curated record. Lineage: Eukaryota; Metazoa; Chordata; Mammalia; Rodentia; Heteromyidae. The coding region runs from base 91 to 1629 and encodes 512 amino acids.